Penicillium alfredii is the source of this 5358-nucleotide messenger RNA. Its product is annotated as putative Ras GTPase activating protein. Gene Ontology annotation, biological process: regulation of GTPase activity; regulation of actin cytoskeleton organization. The record is from RefSeq and is a predicted model, not a curated record. Gene Ontology annotation, cellular component: cytoplasm. Bases 1 to 5358 code for a protein of 1785 amino acids. Gene Ontology annotation, molecular function: protein binding; GTPase activator activity. NCBI's taxonomy places the organism in Eukaryota, Fungi, Ascomycota, Eurotiomycetes, Eurotiales, Aspergillaceae. The transcript has 4 exons.
AUGUGGGGGUCACCUGAUGGCGCUAUCCCUGAUCGGGAGAUUUGUUUUGGCCCUGUCCCAGUUUGGGUUGGGGAAUCCCGGUCGCACCUUCCCCCCACCGUCAACAAGAAUUCCGUCCGAGCCGUGCGACUCACAUUCUCCCUCCCCUGCGCGUCUGUCGGCCCAGCCUUUUUAUUGUCUUUCAUCGAUUUUCGCAUUCGUGUCGCGACGCUAAUAGUGAUGUCAACCCAAUUCUCGUCGCUCAAGCGGGCUCAGACGGAUCUCCCAGAGCAGUCAGUGAGCCCGAUGCGACAAGGGUCAACGGCAUCUACCAACUCGUCCAUUUACUCUGCGUCCAGCUCGUUUGUACCGAGUCGAACGAGUACAGUCUCCUCGAAUUCAUCGAUACCGUGUAACUUGGGCCACCACCGAGGGAAAAGCGAAGCAAGUACCAUGGUGGGCUCAAUGACCGCCGCUGUGAAAAAAACUGAACGCGAAAGUUGGACAAACGCCGGCACCGCAUAUAACAACAUUCGUCGGUCUCUGCGGCCACUGCAACAAGCGCCCAAUAUCCCUCCUUCCGCGAAGCCCAGCGCGUUUCGGCACUCGCGGAGUCAGACGAUUGAUGAAUCGCAGAACCGGAAGGACUACCGUCCAAGCACCCCGGAGUCGCGCCAUGCUCACUUCCAAGAAAAUGAAUCUCCUCGUCACAAAGCAGUUGGCUUCGAGCCUCAGACCCCUCCUCCCGCUUCGCCUCACCACUGGUCCCCCAACCCGGCAUCCUCUCGUCCUUCUUCACCCCAAAAGACGCUCUCCAACAGUCCUCACCCUCCACAACUCACUACCGCGCUAUCUGCGCCGGAACUCGAAACCUUCCAGAAAUCAUCCACGCGUCACCUGAGGACCCUCUCCAAGAUCGCGCAGUCUGGGGAAAACGAGGAGUUUCAGUUUGGAACGACCACGCCUACUGUGGUAGGCUUGCAAGGGCGCCGACGUCUGAAGCGUGCCGAUUCAGUGGCUGGAAGAAAUGGUGCAGUGUCCCCUCAAAAGCCGAGUACAUCCUCAUGGGCCGCAGGAAACUGGAUGGACCAACAACGCCAGUUCCUGCAAGCGUACGAGUACCUGUGUCACAUUGGAGAAGCCAAAGAGUGGAUUGAGGAGGUGAUCCAGACACAAAUCCCGCCGAUCGUUCAGCUGGAGGAAGCUCUCCGAGAUGGUGUUACGCUUGCUGAGGUCGUGCAAGCCAUGUAUCCGGACCGUACACUUCGCAUUUUCCGCAACCCCAAGCUUCAGUACCGCCAUUCAGACAAUAUCGCUGUGUUCUUCCGUUUUCUAGACGAAAUCGAGCUGCCGGAACUGUUCCGAUUCGAACUCAUUGAUUUGUAUGAGAAGAAGAAUCUUCCCAAGGUCAUCCACUGCAUCCACGCACUAUCCUGGUUGCUUUUCAAGAAUGGUCUCUUGGACUUCCGCAUGGGCAACUUGGUUGGCCAGCUCGAAUUCGAGCACCAUGAGCUCGAGAAAACCCAGAAAGGACUGGAUAAAUCGGGGGUUAGCAUGCCUAGUUUUGCAGGGAUGGCUGCGAACUUUGGUGCAGAACCGGAGCCGGAGCCGGAGCCAGUUGAAACCGAAGAGGAACGAAUCGACCGCGAGUUGCACGAACACGAAGCUUCCAUCAGUGACUUCCAGGCUCAAAUUCGAGGAGCGAUGCUGCGCCUGAAGCUCGGCUCUACGAUGAAUGAUCUUUGGGACUUUGAGCCUUUCUUGAUUGAUUUGCAGGCGCGGCUGCGUGGGGAUUGGGCCCGACAGAUUAGCCAGUACCGACUCAGCAUGCGUCAGUUCGCGGUCAACUUGCAGGCGAUCAGUCGGGGAUUUAUUGUCCGUCAUCGCCAGCAGGGAGAGAAGCAAUCACGCAAAGCUCAAGAGUAUGACAUUCUCAAAUUGCAAAGCCUAAUCCGUGGUUCCCGAGCCCGUGCACAAGGAAGCAGACUGCAAACCCGCGUGCGGUGUGAAGAAUCUGGCAUCAAGCAGUUCCAAGCUGCCAUCAGGGGUGCGUUGCAGCGAAAGAACAUUUCCGACCAACACGAGGAGACUCGAUGUGCCGAACAGGAUAUCGCAGCGCUGCAAGCCGUCCUCCGUGGUGCCUUGCAAAGGAAGCAAAUGAGUGCGCAGUCCCUUGAAGUGGAGCAAUCCAGUGCCCCCGUCAAGUCACUGCAGGCAGUGAUCCGAGGGACACUUCGCCGCCAGCAGUUGGCUCAAAUGAAGGCCUCCCUUCACAGUGAAGCCACCAAGAUCACCUCCAUUCAAUCAAACGCCAGGGCACUGGUAGCACGGAAGCGCCAUUCGCAGUUCCUUGCCGCCCUUGCAGAAACCCAGAGCGAAUGCACUGCAUUGCAAGCUAUAGUUCGGGGCGCUACAAUCAGAAAAGACAACACUGCUCUCCGCACCGAGCUGGCACAGCACCAAACAUCGGUGAUCGACUUACAGGGCAUCCUCAGGGGACAAGCUCAAAGGCAAUUCCUGGAUUCACAGCGGCGCUCGCUGGCCAAGGAAGAAGCUAGCAUUUUGGAAUUGCAAUCCAGAGCAAGGGCUGUCAUCCAGCGAAACCAGCGGGCUGCUGAGCGAAAAUCCCUGGAGAAGGAAGAGCCUGCCAUCAUCGAGCUCCAGGCGCUGGCUCGCGCCGCGGUUUCGCGAAUUCAAGUGGGCGGUAUUCUCACUGAUCUGGAAGACAAUGAGGAGGAAAUUGCUCAACUCCAAGCUCUGGCCAGGGCCAUGAUCGCACGGGUCGAAGUUGGCCAGAUGCUGUCUGAUCUCGAAGCGGAAGAAGAUAUUGUCACCGACCUUCAAUCACGCAUCCGAGGACAAAUCAUCCGCAACCGCUUUGAGGAACGGCGCCGCCACUACAACGAGAACAUGGAGAAGGUCAUCAAAGCCCAGAGUGUUAUACGAGGCCGGAUCCAGGGCCAGGCUUACAAGAGCUUGACAAGCGGGAAGAACCCGCCUGUCGGAACUGUCAAGGGCUUUGUGCACCUCCUCAACGACAGCGACUUUGACUUUGACGAGGAAAUCGAAUUUGAGCGACUGAGGAAGGUUGUUGUUCAGCAAGUACGACAAAAUGAGCUCGCUGAGCAGUACAUCAGCCAGCUGGACAUCAAGAUCGCCCUUCUGGUCAAGAACAAGAUCACUCUCGAUGAAGUUGUCAAGCACCAAAAGCACUUUGGAGGCCACAUUGGCAACCUGCUGUCCAACACUGAGAUUUCUUCCAAGGACCCAUAUGAUCUCAAGGCUCUGAACAAAACCUCAAGGAAGAAGUUGGACCAGUAUCAGGUGUUUUUCUUCCUCCUUCAGACUCAAUCACAGUACCUGGCUCGGCUCUUCCGGCGGUUACGCGAACUCAACACCUCAGACAAGGAAUACGAGAGGAUCAGGCACCUGAUGAUGGGGCUGUUCGGAUACUCGCAGAAGAGACGUGAAGAGUACUACCUCAUCAAACUUCUAGCACGCUCGGCAAAGGAAGACAUCGAUAGCUUCGCAUCGCUUCCUGAAUACCUGCGCUGUACCUCUUUCUGGAACAAACUCUUUGGUUCAUAUGCGAAAUCACCGCGGGAUCGCAAAUUCUUGCGUGAUGUCUUGGGAACCGUGGUUCGCGAGUCCAUCAUUGACAACCCCGAGCUUGAUCUGGAAAGCGACCCGAUUCAAAUCUACCGCUCCGCCAUCAACAACGAGGAGCUUCGCACCGGUCAGCGAAGCCGCCGUCAACCCGAUCUCCCUAGAGAAGAAGCAAUCAGAGAUCCCGAAACGAGGGAAACCUUCAUCCAGCACUUGCAAGAUCUUCGCGACAUCGCUGAUCAAUUCUUCUUGGGCUUUGAGAAUUUCUUGUACCGUAUGCCUUUUGGGAUCAGAUACCUCGCCCAGCAGAUGUAUCAAUAUCUUCUGGAGCAGUUUUCGAGCGAGGACCCCGGUUAUAUUCUUCAGACAGUUGGCCACUGGGUGUGGAAGAACUAUUUCCAGCCUGCCGUGUUGGAACCGGAGAAAUAUGGAGUGGUCGAUCGGGGUCUGACCCAAGAACAGAAGCGGAACCUCGGGGAGAUAUCCAAAGUCGUUGCGCAAGUCGCUUCUGGAAGGCUCUUUGGAACCGAGAACGUCUACUUGCAACCUCUGAAUAGCUACAUCGGGGAGUCGAUCCAACGCUUAGGGCGUAUUUGGGGUCAGAUGAUCUCGAUCCAAGACGCGGAGUCCUAUUUCGACAUCGACGAGUUUAACGAUCUUUACGCCAAGGCCAAACCCACUCUGUAUAUCAAAAUGUCCGACAUCUUCUCAAUCCACCAACUCGUGGCCUCGGAAAUCAGUUACAUGUGUCCACAUCCAGACGACUUCCUCAAGGAGCUUGUGCGUGAACUGGGCAACGUCAAGAGCAACGAAAACGAAUUGAUGAGUGUCAACUCCGCCGAAGUCAACCUCACAUUAAACCCGAAGCUGGCUCAAGUCGAGGAUCCGGAAGCAGAUGUCAAGGCGUUGUUUAUGGAAACGAAGCGAUGUAUCCUUUACAUCAUCCGAGUUCAGAGCGGUGCCAACCUAAUGGACAUUAUGGUCAAACCACCAACCGAGGAGGAUGAAGAACGGUGGCAAACACUGGUUACCAAGGAGCUUACCACUAACAACGCUCGUCGAGGUGCCUACUCUGAGGCCAGCACCCUGAUCGAUAUCGGAUCGAUGGACUAUGCCGAGCUCAAACACACUGCCCUCGAAAACAUUGUUCGCCUUGAGCAAACAGGCAAAAUCACUCGCCACAACCACUACCAAGAUCUCUUGAACGCCAUUGCCAUCGAUAUUCGCACCAAACAUCGACGCAGAAUCCAGCGCGAACGAGAACUGGAGGGCUCCCGACUGACUUCCGGUCGAUUGAGCGACCAAGCCAUCUACCUCGACCAACAGCUCAAGACUUACAACGACUACAUCGAGCAGGCCAUGAUCACUCUGCAGAACAAGAAAGGAAAGAAACGUUUCUUGAUGCCAUUCACUAAGCAGUGGGAUCACCAGCGAGAACUCCAAAAGUCAGGCAAGGUAUUCAAGUUUGGGUCCUACAAGUACUCCGCUCGCACCCUGGCCGACCGCGGAGUCCUGGUGUCUUGGAAGGGCUACACAGAACGACAAUGGGAACGGGUUGACUUGACCAUUUCCAGCAACGAAGUCGGGGUGUUCACCAUCGACGGCAGCAGCGGCAACAUGAUGAUUCCCGGCGCCAACGCGCAAGUGCCGCUGGACGAUUUGUUGCAGGCUCAAUUCAACAACCUGCAAUUCAUGGACUUUUUCGACGGACAUAUGCGGGUCAAUGUCAACCUCUUCUUGCAUUUGAUCAUGAAGAAGUUCUAUAAUGAAUGA